UCUACAGGAAAUGUGUUCUCCCUGGGCCACCUGGUGGCCAGGUCCUGCCUCUGGCCUCCCUUACCUGGGCUGUCCCCACCCAGGGAUCCCGGGAGACGGAAAAGCCUCUUGCCCAGGGCCAUGGAAGAAGGCCUCGGCUGGGAACCCGAAGCCUGGGAGCCCCCGGGCAGGGGGCUGGCCCCCCGGGAGGCCAGAGCAGGCCAGUCGCUGGCCUCCGUGCUGAGCGAGCUCCCCAGCGCUGCUACCCUUCGGUACCGUGGCCCUGGGGUGCUGCCCUGGGGGUCACUGGAGGAGGAAGAUGAAGGAGGAAGGAGCGUCCAGGGCCUCACAGGUGCCGCCCAAAUGGAGCUACAGGACCCUCGCCAUUCCCGGGAACUGCCCUGGCCCAUGCAGGCGAGACGGGUGCACAGGAAAAACCAGGCCAGGGAGCAAAGUGCCUGCAGCACCGGAUCCAGGGUUGGCCACUGGGCCCCGCUGCUUGCCAGGGGCAAGGACCAGACGAAGGAAGGCCUCCGCAGCCUGCAGCCCUGGGCGUGGACUGUGAACAGGAUAGGGGGCCAGUUUGGCGCCGGCACGGAGUCCUACUUCUCCCUGCUGCGCUUCCUGCUGCUUCUGAACGCACUGGCGUCAGUGCUGGUGGCCUGCAUGGUGCUGCUGCCCACCUGGCUGGAAGGCGCUCCCCUGGGGCCUCCUGCCCCCAGUGCCUCGUCACCCUGCGGUUCCUACAGCCCCCACAGCCCGGGCCUGGCCACCUUCCCCUCCCAGCUCUUCAACUUGCUCUCGGGACAGGGCUACCUGGAAUGGUCACCUCUCUUCUAUGGGUUCUACCCGGCCCGCAGGCACCUGGCAGUCACCUACCUGUGCUCCGUCUUUGCCAGUGGCCUCAUCUGCCUCCUGCUCAUUCUGCGGCGCUCCGUGUCAGGACUGAAGCAGACACUGCUGGCCGAGUCGGGGGCUCUGACCAGCUACAGCCACCGGGUAUUCUCGGCCUGGAACUUCGGCCUCUGCGGGGCCGAGCACGUGAGGCUGCGCCAGCGCAGGAUCCUAUACGAGCUGCAGGUGGAGCUGGAGGAAGCGGGGAUCCGGCGCAGGGCCGCGGUGCGGACGCUGGGCCAGCAGGCCAGGGUGUGGCUGGUGCGGGUGCUGCUCAACCUGCUGGUGCUGGCGCUGCUGUGCGCGGCCUUCUACGGCGUCUACUGGGCCACGGGGGAAGCCGGGCAGCUGCAGGAGGCGCCCCUGGUCAAGCAGACGCCGCUGCUGCAGCUCGCGGUGAGCUACCUCCCGUCCAUCUUCAUCUCCGCGGUCAACGUCGUGCUGCCGCCCCUGUUCCAGCUCAUCGGCUCGCUGGAGGGCUACACUCGGAGCCACCAGAUCGUCUUCAUCUUACUCAGGACCGUGUUUCUGCGCCUCGCCUCCCUGCUGUUCCUGCUCUUCUCCCUCUGGUCUCAGAUCACCUGCGGGGGCGACGCCCAGGCCGAGCAGUGCCAAAGCUGUGGCUACAACCACAGAAAGUUCCCGUGCUGGGAGACUCGGGUAGGCCAGGAGAUGUACAAACUCCUGCUCUUCGACCUGCUGAGCAGCCUGGCCUUGGCGCUCCUCCUCCAGUUUCCCCGCAGGAUACUCUGUGGGCUCUGUCCCGGGGCGCUGGGGCGCUGGGCCGCGGCACUGGAAUUCAAGGUCGCCGACGAGGUGCUGGGGCUCAUCUACGCGCAGACGGUGGUAUGGGUGGGGAGCUUUUUCUGCCCUUUACUGCCCCUGCUCAACACGGCCAAGUUCCUGCUGCUUUUCUAUUUGAAGAAGCUCACUCUGUUUUCCACCUGCUCCCCGGCGGCCCGCACCUUCCGGGCCUCCAUGGCGAGCUGCUGCUUCCCCCUGGUCCUCCUCCUGGGGCUGGCCCUCUCCGCCGUCCCCGCGCUCUCCAGCAUCUUCCUAAUCCCGCCUUCCAAGCUGUGCGGCCCGUUCCGGGGGAAAGUCUCCAUCUGGGCCCAGAUCCCUGAGUCCAUCGAGACCCUGCCUCACACCGCCCAGAACUUCCUCUUCUUCCUGGGCUCCCAGGCUUUUGCAGUGCCGCUUCUGUUGAUCUCCAGCAUCCUGAUGGCGUAUACUGUGGCCCUGGCCAAUUCCCAGGGACACCUCAUCUCCCAGCUCAAACGCCAGAUAGAGACGGAGGCGCGGAACAAAGUCUUCCUGGCGCGCGCCGUGGCGCUGGGCUCGGAGAGCGGGGCUCUGUGAGCAGCCCAGCUCGGGAUGACGGCCCGCUCUCGGCCUCACGUCUGCCCCCAGACCCUGGCAACCUUCCAGAAAAUGACGACGCCCUUCCAGCCUGGGAUCCAGAGACUUCCGGGACCCCCGCCCCCAAGUCCCUCUCCGUUGGUACUCAGAUCAAUAAACACAACCAAAACUGCA
Molecule: messenger RNA, 2406 nt
Organism: Heterocephalus glaber (naked mole-rat)
Lineage: Eukaryota; Metazoa; Chordata; Mammalia; Rodentia; Bathyergidae
Gene: Tmc4
Product: transmembrane channel like 4
Cellular component (GO): plasma membrane
Molecular function (GO): mechanosensitive monoatomic ion channel activity
Source: RefSeq, a predicted model, not a curated record